Molecule: messenger RNA, 2236 nt
Organism: Anolis carolinensis (green anole)
Lineage: Eukaryota; Metazoa; Chordata; Lepidosauria; Squamata; Anolidae
Gene: dynll2
Product: dynein light chain LC8-type 2
Exons: 3
Coding region: 236-505 (89 amino acids)
Biological process (GO): microtubule-based process
Cellular component (GO): cytoplasmic dynein complex
Molecular function (GO): dynein intermediate chain binding
Source: RefSeq, a predicted model, not a curated record
GGGGCCGGCCGGGCAUCCCGCCAGAGAGCGGCCAGCAGCGAAGGAGGGAGCAAGGAAGGCGGGCAGCGGCUUCUCCCCGGGCGACGCUGGUGCCUGUGCUUCCUGGGAAAGAGGAGAAGGAGAGGAAGCCCAGCCUUUGGGGGGCCGCGCCUUGGGAAGGCAGAGAGACUCCUCACUCGAGCACCCGUUUGGCCAAGGACUGGGAGGCUUUGCCUUGACACUGUGAAGGUCCACCAUGUCUGAUAGGAAGGCUGUGAUCAAAAAUGCGGACAUGUCUGAAGAUAUGCAGCAGGAUGCUGUCGAUUGUGCCACGCAGGCAAUGGAAAAGUACAACAUAGAGAAGGACAUUGCAGCAUAUAUCAAAAAGGAAUUUGACAAGAAAUACAACCCCACCUGGCACUGCAUCGUGGGCAGGAAUUUUGGCAGCUAUGUAACGCACGAGACGAAGCAUUUCAUCUAUUUCUACUUGGGCCAGGUUGCGAUCCUGCUCUUUAAGUCGGGCUAGGAGGCAGGUGACAUCGGUGGAUGAGGGACACGGCGGAUGCGGGACACGGACUGUAGUGCACUGAAGAAGGUGGGGGCCCGGCCCCCUUCGCCAUGGCUGUGCCGCUGCAUGGACUGUAUACUAUAUUAAAUGUGUAUAUGUUGCAGUAAAAAAACACCUAAAGUUCUGUUCAUAUUUUUUGUUGUUGCCUGGGAGAAGAAAGGCAGCAAAUCCUUUUUUUUUUCUCCCCACCCUUUUUAUUUGUUUUUGGGUUCUUGUUCUGUUUUCUUUUUUAUUUCUGUUCCUUUGCACUAGGAGAACUGUAAAAUGCUUCAUCCAUGGCCUUUAAGUGGGAAAAAAGAAAUAAUAAUGAUCAUGACAAAUAAUAAAUAAUAAAAAAAGAGAACCUUUAAAUUCCACAAAAGAAAUCCUUUGGUUUGAACUUCCUUGGAAAAUCGUCAAAAUAACAAAGGGGAAUCAAUUGGGGAGGGGCAUUUGAAUUUGAGUAAGGUGCCCAAAGUUUUAUUCUUUCUAGUCUUCCUCUCCAAAAAAACCGCUGCAUGAAUCGAAAUGAGACGACAUCCUGGAUGUUGUCGGCCCAAAUUCUCCCCACCGUUUUUUGCAGAUCUGAAAAGCGAAGCUUUGUGAUUUAGUCCUGAGCUAGAAUUUAUUUAAAGCGUGUUUCCAAAGCGGUUGUCGGUCCAGUCUUGCCUUGCCUCUUGAGUUUUAGGAGCGUUUUUGCUGGGCCUUCGUGAUCUGGCUUCUUUCCCACUCUUGUCCCUCUUUCGAGUCAGCGUUGCCUUAUUGUGACUCGCUUUCUAUUUUCCCCGUCAUGUGGGGGAAUUCCUGUCCAAACCCAGUGGCUUGGUGUCGCUGUUGCUGUGUUCGGUCUGUCUGUCUGUACUGAAGACCAUCAUCUCUAAAGGCGGGAUUUUUUUUGAUGAUUUUUUUCUUUCUCCCUUCCCGAUGCUUAAGACGAAUCUUCAGAAGCAGAUGCAGAAUUAUAACAUUCUCUUUUUUCCGCAUAGCUAUGUAUUUCAGGUUUGAUUGCAAUCAUGUCAAAUUGCUUUUCCUCUUUUUUUGAGGGGCCAGACUCAUGCUGAGUAAACUAAAUAAAUUUGGGGGUAGGACUGCAUUGAAGUGUAAGGGAAGCAUUCAGAAAUGCUAUCUGUUUAGUUAGGAAAUUGACUCCUGAGCUUGGAUUGUGAAAAUAUUGGCACCCAUCUGCGCUUGUAUAUCUUGGAGUCGGUGGGAAGAGACGCAUGGCCAUUUUCCAUUUUUCCGCCCCUCUUUUCUUGACGCUGUCCCUUUCUGAAAAAACAGCAAAACCCAAAGUGAUCCCUAGAACGUUGUAAAAAACUCCAGAGAAACCAUCCUGAAAAAGAAAAAAACCCGAACCCAAACGUCCAAAAUCAAUGUUGCAGUUCAAUUUUUGGCUGUGAUUCAAAGCGGAGAGUGGGGUGGGUGGUGCCUUGGAUUAAACUGGGCUUGACCCAGUUUUUGUCGCGUUCGUAACGAGAACCCCACUCCUGUUCCAAAAAGGCGAAUGUCUUGUCUCUUUCUUUUCCUCCUUAACCCUCUUUUUCCUAUAUUUUUUCAUGCAUGAGUCUUAACCUUGUCAAUAUGCUCACGCCUCAUGGAGUGCAAAGGAAAAAAAAACCCAAAUGGCAUCCCCUUCCUAACUGCAGUUGCUCAAAACGAACCUUUUUAUUUUUCAAAGACAUUAAAAAGGAAUUGACACAUUUAAGAAAA